CUACUUUUGAGAGAGGAAAGGAAUCAUGAAGACUCUACUCUCAUUCUUCUGUCUAGUUACUUACCUGACCUGUGCUUUGAGUGCUAAUGGCUGGCCAAUCUCCCUUGACAUGGCUUGUAAUAAAGCUCUUUCUGCAGUUGCUUGCUCUUUUGAGUUCACUAACAAUGGGAAUGAGGAUCUUUAUCUACUGAAACGUAACAAUCCUCUUGAAGGACUCAACUCUCCAUUCAUUGAUGUCACUCAUCAUCCAAAUGGUCUCGUCCCAUAUAGUGGAAUAGUUGUUUAUCGUGUUCCUAUUCCUGAGAAAAAUGAGUUUGUUCUCUUGAAGGCAGGUGAGAGCAUUUCUACAACAGCUGAAAUCACUGACAUCUUCAAACUCGAUACUGACGGUCUCUACACUGUAAGAUACAGUAAGCCUUUACAGUAUCUGUCAGUAAAUGAGAUGAAUGCACAGCAAGCUCCUACUGACGAACUAUGGAAAUCAACAGUUGUAACAGAAUCUGCUGACAUUUAUCUGACAAAUACUCAGUUACUCACAAAACCCAAAGAGCCAGAAAUAGGUAAAGUAGAUUACACAGUCGAAGUUCAGAGCUGCGCUAGUGCCAGCUUUAUUGGUGGCAAUACUGAGAACAAUAAUAAAGUAUUGCAAGCUCAUGAGAGGAUCUGUGGCCAAAUGAGUAAUAUUAUUGAUAACAAAAUAAAUCAAAAUCCAUUGUACAGGAAGUGGUUUGGUGUCUAUAAUCCUGAAAGAGGACAAAAAGGUAAAGCUACAUACCAACGAAUGGAAACUGGAUUGUCCCUAGGCCACACAGUCAAGUACAACAAUAACGGUAAAUCCUGCUUCACCUGUUGGUUCGCAUAUACUUAUGUACAUGAGGGUAAACCAAAUGAUGUCAUAUACCUCUGUAGCCCUUUCUAUACAAUUCCAGUCAACUGCAUGGGGACUGAACACACAAUGGAAAAAGUGAUGGUACAUGAAUGGGCUCAUGCACUUGGCUGGACUAAAGAUUUCAGAUAUGAACCAAUAGGUUGCCAGUUUUUAGCUUAUGGAACUCCAGACAAAGCUAUUGUCAAUGCUGACUCUUAUAGCUAUCAUUACUGUGAAAGCUAUAAUAGCUGAGCCAAUGAAGUCUUCAUUUAUACAAAUUGCAAGACAAGAACAAUAAGAGUACCAUGCAACACUAUAGGCCAUGCACAUUGCUUUCAUUAAUAUUAUUAUUACAUUUUGUGACUUCAUCUUGUCUUUAUUAAUAAAAUUCAGUCA
Messenger RNA from Amphimedon queenslandica, 1264 nucleotides. RefSeq names its product extracellular protease-like. NCBI's taxonomy places the organism in Eukaryota, Metazoa, Porifera, Demospongiae, Haplosclerida, Niphatidae. Gene Ontology annotation, molecular function: metalloendopeptidase activity. The transcript is spliced from 2 exons. The record is from RefSeq and is a predicted model, not a curated record. The coding region runs from base 26 to 1120 and encodes 364 amino acids.